GUGUGGCUCAGGCUCAGGGCCUGAGGGCCCAGGGCCUAGGCCUGGGCCUGGGCUCAGGGCUCAGGGCCUGGGGUCCAGGGCUCAGGGCUCUGUGGGCUCAGGGCUCAGUGGUCCAGGGCCUAGGGCCCGAGGGCUCCAGGGCCUCAGGGCCCAGGGCUCAGUGGCCGAGGGCCUAGGCCUAGGUGGCUCAGGGCCUGGCCUGUGGGCCUCAGGGCCUCAGGGCUCAGGGCCUGGUGGCUCAGGGCCCAGGGCUCAGGGCCCAGGGCCUGUGGGCCUGAGGUCCAGGGCUCAGGGCCAGUGGCCUGUGGCCCAGGGCUCAGGGCUCAGUGGCCAGUGGCUCAGGGCUCAGUGGCCCAGGGCUCUAGGGCUCAGGGCUCAGUGGCCUAGGGCUCAGGGCCUGGCCCAGGGCUCAGGGCCUAGGGCCCAGGGCCUGGUCAGGGCCUCAGGGCCUGUGGCCUGUGGCUCAGGGCUCAGGGCUCAGUGGCUCAGGGCUCAGUGGCCUGAGUGGCUCAGUGGCUCAGUGGCCUGUGGCUCAGUGGCUCAGUGGCCUGUGGCUCAGUGGCCCAGGGCUCAGUGGCCUGUGGCUCAGGGCCUAGGCCUCAGGGCCCAGGGCUCGGCUCAGGGGCUCAGUGGCCUGUGGCCUGGGGGCUCAGGGCUCAGGGCUCAGGGCCUAUGGGCUCAGUGGCCUGGUGGCUCAGUGGCCUGUGGCCCAGGGCCUAGGCCCAGGGCCCAGGGCCCAGUGGCCCAGUGGCCUGGGCCCAGGCGCUCAGGGCCUCAGGGCCCAGGGCCUGGGGCCUGGUGGCCUGGCCUGUGGCCUGGGCCUCAGGGCUCAGGCCCAGGCCUAGUGGCCUCGGGGCCUGGUGGCCCUGGGCCCAGUGGCCUAGGUCUAGGGCUCAGUGGCCCAGGGCUCAGGGCUCCAGGGCUCAGGCCCAGGGCCUAUGGGCCCUGGGCCUGUGGCUCAGGGCCUAGGCCCAGGGCCUGUGGCCUAGGCCUAGGGGCUCAGGGCCUAGGGCUCAGUGGCCUGGUGGCCCAGGGCUCUAGGCCCAGGGCUCAGGGCCUAGGCCUAGGGCUCCUGGGCUCAGGGCCUAGGGCUCAGGGCCCAGGGCUCAGGCCUGGGCUCAGGGCUCUGGGGCUCAGGGGCCCAGGGCCUGGUGGCCUAGGGCUCAGGGCCCAGGGCUUCAGGCCUGGGCUCUGGGCCUGGGGCCCAGGGCCUGUGGCUCAGGGCCCAGGGCCUGUGGGCUCAGGGCUCAGGGCCUGUGGCCUGUGGCCUCAGGGCCCAGGGCUCAGGGCCCAGGCCUGGUGGCCUCAGGGCUCAGGGCUCCGGCCUAGGGCCCAGGGUGGCUCAGGGCCUGUGGGCCUGGUGGCCUCAGGGGCCUCGGGGCCUAGGGCCUGGGGCCGAGGGCUCAGGCCUCAGGGCCUCAGUGGCCCAGGGCCCAGGGCCCAGGGUCCAGGGCUCAGGGCCCAGGCCCAGGGCUCGUGGUCCAGGGCCUCAGGCCUGGUGGCCUGUGGCUCAGGGCUCGAGGGCCGAGGGCUCAGGGCCUCAGGGCCUGGGGCUCAGGCUCAGGGCCUAGGCUCAGGCCCAGGGCCCAGGGCUCAGUCAGGGCCUAGGGCUCAGGGCCUCAGGGCUCAGGGCCCGAGGGCCUCAGGGCUCAGGGCCUGGGCCUCAGGCCUGGGGCCUGGUGGCUCUAGGGCCCAGGGGCCUGAGGGCUCAGGGCCAGGGCCUGUGGCUCAGUGGCCUAGGCCUGCCUCAGGCCUCAGUGGCCUAGGGCCUAGGCCCAGGGCCUGUGGCCCAGGGCCUGCAGGGCCUAGUGGCCCAGGGCCUGGGCCCAGGGCUCAGGGCCGUGGCCUGUGGCCUGUGGCCUGGGGCCUCAGGGCCUCAGUGGCCCAGGGCUCAGGGCCUGGGCCUAGGCCCAGUGGCUCAGGGCCCAGGGCUCAGGCCUCAGGGCCUGGGGCCUGUGGCCUGUGGCCUGGUGGCCCAGGGCCCAGUGGCCCAGGGCCUGUGGCCUGGUGGCCUGUGGCUCAGGGCCUGUGGCCUGGGCUCAGGCCUAGUGGCCUGUGGCCCAGGGCUCUGGGCCUGUGGCCCGGGCCCAGGGCUCAGGGCCUGGGCUCAGGGCCUAGGCCUAGUGGCCCAGGGCCUAGGCUCAGGGCCUAG
Messenger RNA from Dovyalis caffra, 2152 nucleotides. The record is from the annotation of a GenBank genome assembly. NCBI's taxonomy places the organism in Eukaryota, Viridiplantae, Streptophyta, Magnoliopsida, Malpighiales, Salicaceae.